ACAGCGCAAUCCCCACCUCCGCCAUGGCCUCUCUUCUCCUCCGCCGCUCCCUCCUCCUCCCUCCCGCCAUCCGGACCUCAAUCUAUCAAUCCUCCCUCCCCCAUCUCCGCCGCCAUGCCUCCACAGCAACAACCCACGAAAUCCCCACCGCCGCCUCAGAAGUCGCCGCAGCAGCACCCGCCAUCAACCCAUUCGCCGAAUCCCUCAUGACUAUUCCCUCCCUCCUCCUCGACACCCUCCACGCCACCGGUCUCCCCUGGUACGCCGUCCUCCCUCUAACAGCCCUGAUCGUCCGCGGCGGCCUAGUCUACAACUUCUCAACCCUCCCUGCCCGACGACGGGCCGUUCUCCGACGCAAUCUCUCUCCCAUCGUGGGCGCUCACAUGCGUCGAACUCUCAUCCAGCGACGAAUCAAAAAGCAGCCCGCUUUCCGACCUCUGCUCUACUUCCAAACGAUGAUCGCCAUGUCCCGUGACUUCAAAAUUCCACUUUUCAACGUCCGCUCGCUGCUGAAUUUCGGAGUCCUCAUCGCCAUGACGGAGACCGUUCGCGUGAAAUGCGGAGGUCGAGAGGGUGUGUUGAGUCUCAUCACGAAACCCCUCACCUGGCUCUUCAGCAAGAAAUACCCUACCGUCGCUGCAGGCUCCGAGCCCAUGAAAAUGGCGUCCUCCCCCGACGAAAUCCUCGCCGAACGCCUCUUCGACGCCCGCGAAGCAAAAGCCCAAGCUGCAGGUCUCUCCUCUUCCGACAUCCCCAUCGAAGCCGUCCACCUCGAAAAACUCAACACGAACCCCUACGCCGCUUACAUCGAACCCUCAAUGCGCACCGAAGGUCUCUCCUUCAUUCCAGACCUCACCCUCCCAGACCCGACUUUCACCCUCCCUUGUCUCCUCACCCUAACCAUGGCGGCGGGCAUCCUACUCCGUCGACAACCGCCCCUCACAACCCCGGAAGUCCCCACCCCGGACGCCAAAAAGCAGCCUUUGACGAAUGGUCAACGACUAGGAUUGUCCGUGUCGCUGCUUUUUGGACUGGGCGCGACACAGUUUCCGGCUGCGGUGUUGUUGUAUUUGGUGCCGAAUAUGACGAUUGCGUGGUUACAGGGACGGUGGUUGGAUGUGAAGUAUCCGAUUCCCGGGACGGUGGAGCCGUGUCGGAAACCGGUGAGGUUGAAGGUUAGGAAGGAUUUUGAGAUGCCGACACAGGUUUGAGGGGAUAGGAGGAGAAGGGUGGUGGGAUUGGAGAGGAGCAGGAAUAGGAGGAACUCGGGAGUUACGAUUGAGGAAUCGCAAUUCUGAUGGUAACAUCUCGAAAGGCAUGAUGUCCAAGUAGCGAAGGAGGAGCAUAUUCCGCGAAGCGCAUCAAUCUCUCCAAACCCACGGCUCGAUGGAUAUUUCAUGCAUAUAUUGAAACGAAACACCCUACCUCUCCGUCGUCGAGAGGGAACAGAUCUCAGCCGUGGGCAUAGCGCGGUAUGCGGACCUCCCAUGUCGAGCUCCAACCCAUCUCGCUCAGACGCACAGGUUUCCCAUGAACAAAGACAGGACCGAGAGCCAACACCACCCGUAUCCGCCGGGAAGAAAACCACACAUACACACAUCCCGACACGGCGGGAGCGGGCGAGCGAGCACUCUGGACUUGGGACAGACGAGCCCAAAUUUGAAAGGUGGAAAACAACCCCUUCAGCGCGAGGCAUGC
Zymoseptoria tritici IPO323 is the source of this 1698-nucleotide messenger RNA. RefSeq lists its product as uncharacterized. The record is from RefSeq and is a predicted model, not a curated record. Gene Ontology annotation, molecular function: membrane insertase activity. The transcript has a single exon. Gene Ontology annotation, cellular component: mitochondrial inner membrane. The coding region runs from base 24 to 1211 and encodes 395 amino acids. Lineage: Eukaryota; Fungi; Ascomycota; Dothideomycetes; Mycosphaerellales; Mycosphaerellaceae. Gene Ontology annotation, biological process: protein insertion into mitochondrial inner membrane from matrix; mitochondrial respiratory chain complex IV assembly.